AUACGCCUAAUCCUUGUACCAUUAUCCCAUUUCUCUCUCUCUCUCUCUCUCUCUCUCUCUCUCUCUCUCACGACGACGACGACGAAGACGAAGACGAAGAAGAAGCUCGUAGGAGGAGGAGGCGAGAGAGGAAGAAGGGGCUCUAAUGGAUCUGUGGGAGAGGGCUAGGGUAUUCGCGGGGGAGGCAGCGAAGCGGUCGCAGGAGAUCUCCAUGGAGGCGGCGAAGCGGUCGCAGGAGCUCACCAUGGGCGCCGCGCGCCUCUCGCAGGAGCUCGUCUCCGAGACGGCGAAGAAAUCGCGGGAGAUCGCGGCGGAGGCGACGAAGAAGGCCGAUCUCCUCCGCUACGAGGCCCUCCGCGCCGCGGGGCAGAUCAAAACCCUAGCUUCUGAUAUCCCCAUCCCCCCGAUCCCCCCGAUUCCCCCUAUCCCGUCCAUCUCCGCUGGAUCCGGAUCCGGAUCUCCCGCCGCCGAUGACGAGCUCAAGCGGUUCGGGGUCACGGAGGAGCUCAGGGAGUUCGUGAAGGGGAUCACGAUCAGCACCUUCCGCGAUUUCCCCAUGGAAGAUGAACCAGAAAUAUCUGAGGUUCCUACAGUGUCAAAUGUUCGGCAGGAUCUUAGCGAAUGGCAAGCGAGGCAUGCUACUCUUGUUCUCUCAACUGUUAAGGAAAUAUCAAAAUUCAGAUAUGAGCUAUGCCCGCGCUACAUGAAAGAGAGAAAAUUCUGGCGGAUAUACUUCAUACUAGUGAACACCUAUGUGGCUCCGUAUGAGAAACAAUACAUGGAUGAGUUAAAGAUGAAAUCAGAGCAAAAGAAAGAUGAUGGGGUGAAGGAAACUUUGACGAGUGCUCAAGCUACUAAGACGGCAGAGAAGGAUACAAAGUUGCAAAGCAAGGCUUCGACCUCAUCAAACGCAGAGCACGAUUUGGAUAUCUUUCUUCUUGGAGAUCUUGGAAGUGAUGAUGAGGGUCCAGAUGUUCAUGAUGAUGCUGAGGAUAAUUUUGAUGACGAUUUUGAUAAGAUUGACAGCACCUCGGGCCUGGAAAGUGACGAAGAGAACAAAAAACAUAAGGACUCGAAGUAAAAUGGCCGACGCAUGCACUAGGUAACAACAUGUUCUCGAAUUUGGAAAAGGUGUCACUUGAUAGAAUAGCCUCUUCUUUGCCCCCAACACUUAUAUUUGUGACGGCGCACAUCUCACCGCUUCAGUAAUCCUGCUUUCUAUUGUAUAGUCGUAUAUUUGUUCAUUAUUUCAAUGAAUUCAAAAUGCUGUUCGAUGUUCUCCUUUUCGUAGAGCACUUUGAUUUCUCAAUCUUUUUUUUUUUUUUUUCUUCCUUUCUUUUUUCUCGCCUCUGUGUCAUCUGUUAUUGCCGUGACCAUCCAUAUUACUGGUGUUUGUUUUUGGUGCAUUUUUAUAGUUAAAUUGGUUUAGACUUGGUUUGGUUC
This is a messenger RNA of Ananas comosus (pineapple), 1443 nucleotides long. RefSeq lists its product as uncharacterized. Lineage: Eukaryota; Viridiplantae; Streptophyta; Magnoliopsida; Poales; Bromeliaceae. The transcript is spliced from 6 exons. The record is from RefSeq and is a predicted model, not a curated record. The coding region runs from base 146 to 1081 and encodes 311 amino acids.